UAUCACCCUGGCUACUGGUGUUUAGGGUUUAAGUUCAUUGAUAGCUUUACACGCGUAUAAAACCGCCAUGGCUGUAAAGCUAGAGAAUGUUACUGGCUUCAACCAGGACAGCUCAGUAAAGCUACUUUUCCCAAAGAUAUGGGAGUACCGACCGGCGGGUCGCAAGGAGCUCUCUCAUUGGUCGAAACACGAGGUGCCUUCACUACAGCUUAUUGGCGACCUGGAUACGGACCACUGGACGAAGCUCAAGAGAAAGCACAAGCAGUUCUCCAAGUCCAUGAAUAACCUGUCGUACACCCCCUUACCCCGUCACCUCCCCCCACAGCCAGAGAGUGGUCCACAAAGACACAACUAUGAACAGAUCAAACACCGAGAGGCUAUGAAAGAGAGAGCGAAGACCAUGUACUACACGCUACCCGAGGGUUACCGUGAGAGCUCAAGAGUAAAGAAGGCUGUUCCGAACGGAGCGUCCAUAUACAACCAGCACGCGCGGGAAGGAUUCAAAUUUUGGAUGACUAAGGACCUGGUUAACAAAGUGUCAUUUUGCUCAAAGUACACGUUUGGCUCCAAACAUACGCUGCACGGCCUGAGGAAUGCGCCGAGAAACUGAACAGUCUACACACAAGAAAUGAUUUAAUAUGAAACCCUGCAAGCGCGACUUAAAGAUACUCAGGCUGCCUUAUCAGGGUAUCUGAAGUAGGCGUGUACCCAGGAAUUGCUGAGGGGGGGGGGGGGGGUGCAGUCAUGGGUAUCAUAAGGACGAAGGAUAGUAUUUGAAGAUCCUUCAAUAAGAAAUCAACUAUUUUUGGGUGACGAAGGGUGGGCUGGGGGAUAGGGGCAACAUGCACCCUGUGCAUUCCCCUAUGUGCAUUCCCCUGUGCAUUCCCCUGUGCAUUCCCCUGUGCAUUCCCCUGUGCAUUCCCCUGUGCAUUCCCCUGUGCAUUCCCCUGUGCAUUCCCCUGUGCAUUCCCCUGUGCAUUCCCCUGUGCAUUCCCCUGUGCAUUCCCCUGUGCAUUCCCCUGUGCAUUCCCCUGUGCAUUCCCCUGUGCAUUCCCCUGUGCAUUCCCCUGUGCAUUCCCCUGUGCAUUCCCCUGUGCAUUCCCCUGUGCAUUCCCUUGUGCAUUCCCCUGUGCAUUCCCUUGUGCAUUCCCUUGUGCAUUCCCCUGUGUAUUCCCCUGUGCAUUCCCCUGUGCAUUCCCCUGUGUAUUCCCCUGUGCAUUCCCCUGUGCAUUCCCUUGUGCAUUCCCCUGUGCAUUCCCCUGUGCAUUCCCUUGUGCAUUCCCCUGUGCAUUCCCUUGUGCAUUCCCUUGUGCAUUCCCCUGUGCAUUCCCCUGUGCAUUCCCCUGUGCAUUCCCCUGUGCAUUCCCCUGUGCAUUCCCCUGUGCAUUCCCUUGUGCAUUCCCUUGUGCAUUCCCCUGUGCAUUCCCUUGUGCAUUCCCCUGUGCAUUCCCCUGUGCAUUCCCUUGUGCAUUCCCUUGUGCAUUCCCUUGUGCAUUCCCUUGUGCAUUCCCCUGUGCAUUCCCUUGUGCAUUCCCCUGUGCAUUCCCUGGUGCAUUCCCCUGUGCAUUCCCCUGUGCAUUCCCUUGUGCAUUCCCCUGUGCAUUCCCUUGUGCAUUCCCUUGUGCAUUCCCCUGUGCAUUUCCCUGUGCAUUCCCCUGUGUAUUCCCCUGUGCAUUCCCCUGUGCAUUCCCCUGUGCAUUCCCUUGUGCAUUCCCCUGUGCAUUCCCUUGUGCAUUCCCCUGUGCAUUCCCCUGUGCAUUCCCUUGUGCAUUCCCCUGUGUAUUCCCCUGUGCAUUCCCCUGUGCAUUCCCCUGUGCAUUCCCCUGUGCAUUCCCCUGUGCAUUCCCUUGUGCAUUCCCCUGUGCAUUCCCUUGUGCAUUCCCCUGUGCAUUCCCCUGUGCAUUCCCUUGUGCAUUCCCCUGUGCAUUCCCCUGUGCAUUCCCUUGUGCAUUCCCCUGUGCAUUCCCCUGUGCAUUCCCCUGUGCAUUCCCCUGUGCAUUCCCCUGUGCAUUCCCCUGUGCAUUCCCCUGUGCAUUCCCCUGUGCAUUCCCCUGUGCAUUCCCCUGUGCAUUCCCCUGUGCAUUCCCCUGUGCAAGCUCCUAAAAAGUGUAAGCAUUUUACUUGGGUAGGCUUGUAGAUAGGCAUUGUUCUACUUCUUUUUGCAGGGGGAUCCAGAGUUCAUUGAAUGCUAUCGAGUCUUUCUUUGCACUUAGAGAGCAAUAUAUGCAGACCCGAAGAAGUGUGUUCAAGUGUGCAAGAGUUAAUUAUAAUAAGAAGAAUUAUGAAUGACAGU
This is a messenger RNA of Nematostella vectensis (starlet sea anemone), 2293 nucleotides long. RefSeq lists its product as uncharacterized. The coding region runs from base 68 to 610 and encodes 180 amino acids. The record is from RefSeq and is a predicted model, not a curated record. NCBI's taxonomy places the organism in Eukaryota, Metazoa, Cnidaria, Anthozoa, Actiniaria, Edwardsiidae. The transcript has 5 exons.